This is a messenger RNA of Aegilops tauschii subsp. strangulata, 1310 nucleotides long. RefSeq names its product protein neprosin-like. Lineage: Eukaryota; Viridiplantae; Streptophyta; Magnoliopsida; Poales; Poaceae. The record is from RefSeq and is a predicted model, not a curated record.
GAGUUUCUUUCUGAGGAAACAAAAACAAUAGAGUCCAAUUGUUCAGAAAUGAAAAUUCUCGGGGAACAAAGAAAGACGUUGUUUCUGCUAUGUUUUAUUGCAGUUUGUGGCGCAGUAGCCAAGGAAAAUAGAAAAGGAGGAAGGCCUAAUGGAGGAAAGUACCAUCGGGCAAUAUCUAAGACAAUCCAGACAGAAGAUGGUGACAUUUUUGAUUGCAUAGAUAUCAAAUCUCAGCCGGCACUCGACCAUCCACUUCUUAGAAACCAUUCAAUACAGAUGGAACCAAGCUCACAUCCUAUUGGACUCGAUGGCAACUCGAUACCUGAUACAACAUUAGAGUCUAGUAUCCAUUUGGUUUCGUGUCCCUUGGGAACAAUUCCAAUAUGGAGAAGUGAGCAGCACUAUCCUAUAGUUGACAUUAAGGAACUAACUCAACAAAUAUACACAAGGAAUAUUACUCGAAAUAAUAAGAAUAACACCGCUUCGUUGGCAGGUCUUAGCAGAGGCCAAGACAUCUAUGGAACUACCGUAUCAAUAAAUGUCUAUGACCCAGAAGUAUAUGGUACCCAAGAUAAAUCUGGAGGGCUUACAACUAUAAUAAGUGGUUAUUCUUUUGAUAGGGAGCAUACCAAUGCUGUUGGAGUCGGCUGGUUUGUUUGGCAAAGUAACGGAGGUGACAAGGCUGCUAGAUUUCAUAUUUUCUAUGACAAUGGACAAAAACAAUGCUUUGAUCUAAAAUGCCCUGGAUUUAUACAUACGAGUCCAAAUAUACCUUUAGGGGGGAAAUUAUCGCCAAUCUCGAAGUACGAUGGACCACAAGCUCAUAUGAACACGUUUGUUUAUCAGGAUACGAAUUCAAACUGGUGGGUAAAAUUCGGCAAGGAGAGCACUGUAGUCGGAUAUUGGCCAGGUGAACUCUUCGGUUACCUGAAAUCGAAGGGUACUGUUGGCUACUGGGGUGGUUUGGUUGAAGGUCCUACAAUUAAAUAUAAGCCACCACCCAUGGGUAGCGGACACCCUGCUUCAGAGGGAGAUGGUAAAGCAGCCUAUGUGAAGAACAUCAAAAUUGUGACAAGAGAUCACCAGCUCGUGACUCCAAUGUCUCGCGAGUUUGACGUGGCCGUAGAAAAUCCGAAGUGCUACUCGGUUGCUCACAAAUCAGACCAAGACGGUGGAGUACAUGCAAAUUGGGGUGGUUCUGGGGAUUGCACCCUUUGAAUGUAACAACGACAUCUGAAAUAAUAUGAAUAAGGUGUUUUUAUGCGAAAUAAUAUUAAUAAAGUGUUGUACAACGUGCUGCUUUCAUGUCA